AUGCCUACCGUUUCUGUGAACAAGCAAGAACUGUUCGAUCUGCUAGGGAAGAAUUACGAAACGAAGGAGUUCGACGAACUUUGUUUCGAAUUUGGCAUUGAACUAGAUGAAGACACUACUGAGGAAGCUUUAAAACUCAAUGAGGAACCUCAGCUAAAGAUUGAAAUUGGCGCGAAUAGAUAUGACCUUCUUUGUAUUGAGGGUAUUGCGCAGGCGUUGAAUGAAUUUCUGGGCCGGAACGAAGCUCCUGUUUACAAGCUCAGCGAACCAACGACAAAACUCAUUAUCGACAAAUCAGUCGAGCAAGUGAGGUCUUAUGCCGCCGCCGCAAUUUUGAGGAACAUAACAUUUACUCCGGAAAACUACCAAUCGUUCAUUGCAUUGCAAGACAAGCUACACUCUAAUCUGUGCAGAAACAGAACUCUAGUCGCCAUAGGUACCCAUGAUUUGGACACCGUUGAGGGCCCUUUCCACUACAGAGGCAUUCCUCCCAAAGACAUCAAAUUUGUUCCUUUGAAUCAAACCAGAGAAUUUCGUGGAGAUGAAUUGAUCGAGUUUUACAAACAACCUGAGCAGAAAAAUAACAUUGGCCGGUUUGUGCACAUCAUUGAAGACUCACCUGUUUACCCAGUCAUUUCUGAUGCAAAGGGAACUGUUUGCUCCUUGCCUCCCUUGAUAAACUCUGAGCACUCCAAAAUUUCUUUGAAUACAAAGAAUGUGUUGAUUGAAUGUACAGCUACCGACAAGACAAAACUUGACAUAGUCAUCAACCAAAUGGUUGCCAUGUUUUCGCGAUACUGUGAAAAUGAGUUUGUUAUCGAACCACUCGAAAUUGUUUCAGAAUUCAACAAUCAAUCUAGAACAACACCAAAUUGCGCUUCUAAAAUGAUGUCUGUUUCUGUUGAUUACAUCAAUUCUUGUCUUGGCUUGAAACAAGAGCCUUCUGACAUUUGCAAAUGUUUGUCGAAAAUGGCAUUGCAAGCCAGCCCCGAUUCUAAAGAUCAUGGUGCUAUUCAGGUUGCUAUCCCCAUCACUAGACCUGACAUUCUACAUCCAUGUGACAUAAUGGAAGAUGCCGCCAUUGGCUAUGGGUACAACAAACUACCAAAAGGAGAGAAGCUUUCAAACGCCAACUUUGUUGCAGCGCCACUACCUAUAAAUAGGGUUUCAGACAUCUUUAGAAUUGCUUCUUCGCAAGCAUCUUGGCUUGAGGUCUUACCAUUGACCUUGUGCUCACACGACGAAAACUUCAAAUACCUAAGAGUUGAGGAUGAUGGCACAAAAGCUGUUAAGCUUGCUAACCCCAAAACUUUAGAAUAUCAAGUUGUGAGGACGUCUCUCCUUCCAGGCCUAUUGAAGACCGUCAAGGAGAACAGGAAGCAUUCUCUCCCCAUUAAGGUUUUUGAAACUGGAGACGUUGUUUUCAAGAAUGCAGAACUAGAACGCAAAGCAUUCAACGAACGUCACUGGGGUGCCGUUUACGUUGGAAAGACAUCCGGCUUCGAGAUCAUCCAAGGAUUACUGGGUAAGAUAAUGCAAACUUUCAGAACCCCAUGGAUCUCUGACUUCGGUAAGAGCAGCAGCACAAGAGGUUACUGGAUUGAACAAGAUGAAUCACAAGCUACAUUCUUCCCUGGAAGAGGCGCUAAGGUUAUGUUUAGACAAAAAGAAGGUCAACCAGCUAAACAGAUUGGCUACCUUGGUGUCAUCCAUCCUGAGGUUAUGAACAACUUUGAUGUUCCUUUUGCGGGCUCCUAUGUCGAGCUAAAUGCGGAGGUCUUUCUGUGA
Messenger RNA from Lachancea mirantina, 1788 nucleotides. Lineage: Eukaryota; Fungi; Ascomycota; Saccharomycetes; Saccharomycetales; Saccharomycetaceae. The record is from the annotation of a GenBank genome assembly.